AGGCCAGAACACAGAAAAAUAUAUGAUUUAUGGCCUGUUUGGCCCCUCGUAAUAUACGGACCAUGUAAGAGUUUUGAAUUGUCUUUCGAAAUCACCCUUAAAUGCUAUCAUAUAUCGGCUUGACUUACUACAACUGUUUCACUUUCACUUCAGGAAAUACCAAGCUGCUGUUUUCCACUUCCUGUUCUGUUAAAACGUAUUAUCUGUUUAUAAUGAAAAAACACAGUUUUCAGUACAAGUACUUUUAUUUUCACCUUAAAUGUAAAAGUUACUCUACGAAUAAGAUGAUCGUGCUAAUGAUUUUCGCUAUGACUCGGACAACAGACUCGGGAACCCAUUCAUUGUGGUUUUUCAGAGUGACAUCUUCAGAGAAUACACACUUACCUGACCACAUUGAUGUCACAAUGCUGGAUGACAUUCCCUUCACCUACUUUGACAGCAGGAUGCCACAGCCUUUGCUUCAAGUGGACUGGAUUAAGAAGUCAAUGGGCCAAGAGUUCUGGGAUCAACAAAUGUGGUAUAUUCUAAAAAAUCAUAACCGAUUUAAGUGGAAUUUGAAUCUCAUAUUGAAGCACUUUAAUCAUUCAGGCUUGCACAUUUAUCAGUCAGUUGGAGGCUGUGAGGCAGAUCAUUAUGGAAACAGAAAAUCAUUUUUAUAUCAUGGAUAUGAUGGGAAAGACUUUAUAAGUUUUGAUGUAAACACACUCUCUUGGACUGCUGCUGUACCUGGAGCCAUCUUUUACAAGAGGAAACAAGAAGCAGAUUCACAAAACCAAGAGGUGGAAAGACAUUAUUAUAGGAAUAUUUGUUAUAAUUGGCUGGAAAAGUUAAUCGAACAGGGGAGCAAGAUCAUAGAACAGAAAGCUGUGCCUAAAGUGAUGGUGUUCCAUAGAAAAUCCCUGAACCCUGUGAGAACGGACAUCAUUUGCCAUGUGACUGGAUUCUAUCCCCCCGACAUUGAGGUGAACUGGGUCAGAGAUGGAGAAAGUCAAGUCCAGGAGGGAGUAUGGAGCGGGGAGGUGUUGCCUAAUGGAGAUAGGACUUACCAGCAGAGAAAAAUGCUAACUGUGACUGCCGAAGAUGAAAUUAAAAAUAGCUAUUCUUGCCAGGUUCAUCACGCCAGUCUGAAUGGAACUCUAAAUGUGAAGUGGGAUUGUCCUACACAAUCCAGACAUCAUCUGAUCGCAUGUGUAAUGGUUGGUUUCGUUGUGGUUGGAGUCUUUAUUUGGUGGAUUUUUUUUAGAAGAAGACAAUGUCAACGAAGUCCUCAAGAUGAAGCUGCUGGAUAAAAGGUCAAUGAAGUAUAUAAAGAGUGCGGUAGUGCUUUGCCAAAGCUUGACUGUAAAAAGAUUACAAGACAAAGAACUAUUAAAUGAGACAACUUUACGAAACAGCUGGAAUGACCUACCUUUCGACUUUAUGUAAUCUGUUGAACCAUUUGGAUUAGCAAUUUAUGAAUUAUUGGAACGGAGACUAAACAGUUCAAUCUUGGUUUCUACAGACCAGAGAAUCUGGUUUCUCACUGUCUUGAGUGUCGUUUAGGGCUUCCAUGUAUCUUUUGCUGAGAAGAGGUGUCCUUCUGGUCAAAGUCAUAGAGUGUUGCAGGAUUGGUUGUUCUUCUGCACGUUUCUUCCAUCUCCAAACAGUUUUUUUUAACCUCAGCAAGAGUGAUCAUCAGGUUCAUGGCCACCUCUUUUACCAAGGCCCUUAUCCUCAAUUACUUAGUCUGGACAGGCAGCCAGUCCUAGGAAAAGUCGUGGUUGUUCCAAAUGUCUUCCAUUUCAGAAUUUGUAUGCUGACCACUGUUCUCUUGAGAAUCUUCAGUGCUGCAGGAAUGCUUUUUGUAUCUUUGCCAAGGUCUGUGCCUUGACACAAUCCUGUCUCUAAGCUUUGCCUUCAAUCCCUUCAACCAAAAGGCUUGGCUUUUGCUCUAACACACUUUGUCAACUGUGUGACUUUCUGUAGACAUCUACAUUCUAAUCAUGUCCAUUCAAUUGAAUUUAUGAAAGAUGGACUUCAAACGAGGUGUGGACACAUCUCGAUGAUAAUCAACAGAAUGGAAUGCGCCUGAACCAAGUUGCAUGUGUCAUAGUAAAAGUUCCGAAUACAUGCGUCAAUGACAUUUUACUGUUCUGUUCUUAAUAAAUUUGCAAAAAUUUCUAAAA
Erpetoichthys calabaricus (reedfish) is the source of this 2165-nucleotide messenger RNA. Its product is annotated as major histocompatibility complex class I-related gene protein-like. Lineage: Eukaryota; Metazoa; Chordata; Cladistia; Polypteriformes; Polypteridae. The coding region runs from base 102 to 1289 and encodes 395 amino acids. Gene Ontology annotation, biological process: immune response. Gene Ontology annotation, cellular component: external side of plasma membrane. The transcript is spliced from 6 exons. The record is from RefSeq and is a predicted model, not a curated record.